AUGUCAUUGAAUGAUAUUAUUAAUCAUGAUGAUGAUAACGAAAGAAAAGAGGUCCCUUCAACAUCCACAGUAGAAAGCAAAGAACACGGACAAAAUAGUGAAAACGAAAAAAUGGAUACUAAUUCAGAAGGAAAUAUCACUAUUAAGGAGUCACCAGUUGGUACUAAUAACACUCUUAAUAAGAAACCAAUAUCUGAGAAGGAUGAUGAAACCGAUACUGACGAGGAAUUGGGUGAGAUCGUUUUUGAUAAAUUCCAAUUUGAUUAUGAUAAGCAAGAGGAUAAAAAAGUUGAAGACAAUGAAACAUUGUCUGAUGCUAAUGAGGAAAAAGAAACUAACAAUAAUAAUAAAGACAAUAUAGAAAAUGAAAAUAAGACUGGUGAUGAAAUUGUGACACUGACAAACAGCUCAAAAAAGAGAAAUUCUACGGAUACUAAGGAAGAGGAACUUUUGAAGUUGAAUAGUAAGAAAAGUAAACUUUCACAGGACAAAAGACCAGAGGCGACCCAAACCGAAGAUAAUGCUAAUAUCAUUGUCUCCUCUAUAUCUGAAAACAUUCUGCCACCUGAUGCAAAAUUGCAAUCUGAAAACAAAAAUGAAACACUGGAUACUGAUAUUAAUAGUACUAAGUCACAUGCCCCCAAAACCGAUGACAAAGUUGAAGCUGUCCUUAGCAAAGAUGAAAAACAUAAUAAGCAACAGAGUAAAAAUAAAAUUGAAAAUGACUUAAAAAUUUUAAAUGAAUUAGCAUCUUCUGCUAAACCUAUUAGGUACUCUAAAGCUCCAAUCUGGGCUACUAAAUGGCAACCAACAGUAAAAGUAUUGAGUGGUAGAGUAAAUGCUGACCAUGCUCCUAAUAAGAACGCUGAUGGUCUUAAUGAUAUUACCACUUUUCAUUUGGACGAUUCUUUUAUCAACACAAUUCCUGAUGACGAUUUGACCAAGACUGUUCAGGAAUGGAUCUAUGCCACAUUGGUUGGUAUACCCAAAGAAGAACACCAGUUUUUGGAAUUAGAAAUGAAAUUUGGAAUUAUAACUUCUGACAACGAUAUCGACAGAAUUUCUCUUCCUGUCUCAACACAGGCAGUGUAUUCUGAAAUUGAUGGUCGUUUAACCCCAAAUAUUAAUGCCAAAUGUUUUGAAGAGUUAAACAAAUACAUUAAAGGUUUGAGUGAUAUGGGUGAAAAUAUUGGAAAAUUUAAUGUUUUGGAAAGUAUGACUUCAGAUUCAUUAUACAGAGUUGGUGAUGUAUCACAUCACCAAAGACCUAGAUUUUUGAGAUUAACAAGAGAUGUAGAAACAGGCAGAGCUGCCCAAUUUAUCGAAAAAAAAAGUAUCUCUCACUUAUUGAUUUAUUCUCCUAAGGACACGUAUGAUGUUAAACUAUCCAUGAAUUUGGAAUUGCCUUUAAACCCUAAAGAUGAGCCACCUGAGAAAUAUGAACACGAACAACCGAUACAUGUAAGACAUAAGAAAAGAAUGAGUUAUAUACAUAAUGAUUCUGUAACUAGAUUCGACCUAACACAAGUUAUUUCUGGUGCUGGUGGAUCUAGGGAAAAGAAGAGGAAAGAGGAAACUUCUGAAACUUUUGAAGUUGAAUUGGAAAUAAAUACACCAAUUUUGAUUCAAACGUUUAAUGCAAUUGAACAAGACUCUACUAAGUAUGCUUCUGUAGUAAGAACAUUUUUAAACAACGGUACAGUUAUUAGAAGAAAAUUAAGUAGUUUAUCAUACGAAAUAUUUGAAGGACAGAAAAAGUUUUAA
Molecule: messenger RNA, 1764 nt
Organism: Saccharomycodes ludwigii
Lineage: Eukaryota; Fungi; Ascomycota; Saccharomycetes; Saccharomycodales; Saccharomycodaceae
Gene: CET1
Product: polynucleotide 5'-phosphatase
Exons: 1
Coding region: 1-1764 (587 amino acids)
Biological process (GO): polynucleotide 5' dephosphorylation; 7-methylguanosine mRNA capping
Cellular component (GO): mRNA capping enzyme complex
Molecular function (GO): polynucleotide 5'-phosphatase activity
Source: RefSeq, a predicted model, not a curated record